GAAAUUUGAAUUUACACGGAAAAAGUACGUAAAUUCAAAUUUCGCGCGGAUUAUUCCUCCCUCCCACCUCUCAAGAAUGUGCCACGCCUCCUUCGUUAGCCCAGUCGAUUAUUUUCAUCUUCAGAAAAAUGAGUCUCGCCUUGAGGCGGUCGGUUCUCGCCCUGAAGUCGCCGGGCUUGGCGCCAGUCCUCAAGGGCUCCUACCUGCCAGCCGUUCAGCAGACUCUCCAGUCCUCCUCGCAGCCUGCACCAGUGAAGCCACAGGAGAAACACCCGUACUCCCCAUUCCAAAACACCAACAACUGGGCUGAGUAUGCACUUGCUCGACUUGACGACCUCCUCAACUGGGGCAGAAAGGGCUCUUUGUGGCCUCUCACCUUUGGCCUGGCAUGCUGUGCUGUGGAAAUGAUGCACAUCGCUGCCCCCAGAUACGACAUGGAUCGUUUCGGAGUUGUCUUCAGAGCAUCUCCUCGCCAGGCUGAUGUCAUCAUUGUGGCCGGAACUUUGACCAAUAAAAUGGCCCCAGCACUCCGCAAGGUUUACGAUCAGAUGCCUGACCCUCGCUGGGUCAUUUCUAUGGGCAGCUGUGCCAACGGAGGUGGAUAUUACCACUACUCCUACUCAGUUGUGAGAGGAUGUGACAGAAUUAUCCCAGUGGAUAUUUAUGUGCCAGGCUGCCCUCCAACUGCAGAGGCACUUUUGUACGGAGUCUUGCAGCUUCAGAAGAAGGUGAAGCGUAUGAAAACUCUACAAAUGUGGUACAGAAAGUAAACUAAAAUACUGUUAGAUACUAUUUGUUGGCUCUUAAUGUAAAUAAAACAAUGAACUCAA
Neocloeon triangulifer is the source of this 830-nucleotide messenger RNA. Its product is annotated as NADH-quinone oxidoreductase subunit B 2-like. The record is from RefSeq and is a predicted model, not a curated record. Gene Ontology annotation, biological process: mitochondrial respiratory chain complex I assembly; aerobic respiration; electron transport coupled proton transport. The transcript is spliced from 6 exons. Lineage: Eukaryota; Metazoa; Arthropoda; Insecta; Ephemeroptera; Baetidae. The coding region runs from base 129 to 770 and encodes 213 amino acids. Gene Ontology annotation, molecular function: quinone binding; NADH dehydrogenase (ubiquinone) activity; 4 iron, 4 sulfur cluster binding.